AUGGCUCGACGAGCACUUCAUUACGUUCUCAAAAUUGGAAAUAGAGCGAAAAACAUUGAGUUUUUUCGCGAUUUGCUUGGAAUGAAGGUCCUUCGUCAUGAAGAGUUUCAUACCAUGUGCGAAGCACAGUGCAAUGGCCCCUACGAUGGCAAGUGGUCAAAAACAAUGAUCGGUUAUGGACCUGAAAGUGACAACUUUGUUCUUGAACUCACCUACAACUACGGCGUUUCCAAUUACAAACUCGGCAAUGAUUUGGUUUCCAUAAGAAUAGAGUCAAAAUCUGCCUACGAACAAAUUUUAAAAAACGACAAGGGUUUUCUGUUUAUGCACAAAAAUCCGGAAAGCAUCGUUUUGACCAAUCCUGACGGGUACAUGUUUGAGGUGUACAACCCUGAGCACGAUCAAUCGCUCAUCUCCAAAGUGUCCCUUUUAAGCUCGAAUCUAGAAGUCUCUAAAAAUUACUGGCACAACUUUCUCGGAAUGAACCUAGAUGAGGAAGCUUCGGAUCACUUUACCGUGUCAUUCGGCGACAAGGACGCCAAACUGGAGAUUGUCGACUCACGCCAAACACCUGUUAGACACGAGAAAGCGUAUGGCCGCAUCGCUUUCGCUUGCCCUGAAUCUGAUUUAGCUCCUCUUCAGCAUUCAAUGAUUGAAAAAGAACAAACAAUCUUGACAAAAUUGGUCAGUCUGGAUACGCCUGGCAAAGCCACAGUUCAAGUAGUGAUACUGGCUGAUCCUGAUAAGCACGAAAUCUGUUUUGUUGGCUCCAAAGGCUUUGAUGAUCUUUCAAAAGUUGAUCCAAAUGCAAACCAACUCAUCGAAGAUGAAAUGGCCAAAGACAAGAGUGAUGAAUGGUUCAAGAAGAAAGGAAUUGAAAAGGAGAAACAGGAAUAG
Molecule: messenger RNA, 897 nt
Organism: Rhagoletis zephyria (snowberry fruit fly)
Lineage: Eukaryota; Metazoa; Arthropoda; Insecta; Diptera; Tephritidae
Source: RefSeq, a predicted model, not a curated record